AUGAGUUCAGAACGGUCAAUAUCACCGGAUCCGUUACCACGAUCCCGUUCACGGUCAAGUGUUGUUCUUAUUGAUGAAAAAGGGAGUAAUGGGCACAACACUCGUCAGCCGCCAGCAACAGCUACACAAAAACGUCGACGAGAAAAUUCCAAUCGUUCACCUCCUUCGCCACGUUCGGCUACAUCCCGAUCACGAAGCCGUAGUUCAGUCGAAGGUUCAAAAUCACCUGAUGUUCGAAAAACUGGUGGUAAUAAUAACGGUAGCCAUCGUUCACCGUCGCCGGUUCGUCAGGCAAAUUCAUCAUCGAAACGGCGCCGUCGUCGUGAUAGUGGUGCCGAUGCUGGCCGACACAUAUGUGCUAUUUGUUCAAAUGAUGUCGAAGCAGCUAAACGUUUAUAUGGGGUACUCGAUAAUUGCGAUCAUAUUUUUUGUUAUGAAUGCGUUGUUUCAUGGAAACGUUCAAAAUAUAGUAAUGCCGAAUCAGAAAGUUGUCCCGUAUGUAAAGUGCGUUCAGCAUUUAUAACACCGAGUAAACAGUGGUUUGAUAAUAAAGAAGACAAAUAUCGUAUUGUUAAAAAACAUAAAAGUCAUUUAAAGACAUUACCGUGUCGGUAUUAUCUUCGUCAUGGUUUUUGCCGUUACUCGGACCGAUGCUUCUAUGAUCAUCAUGAAGCAGCUAAACAAUACAAACAACAAAAUCAACACUCAAGAGACCGCGAUCGAGAUCGUGAUCGUGAUCGUGAUCGUGAUCGUGAUCGUGAUCGUGAUCACCAUCAGAGUAGCAGUCAUCAUGGUUCGCAAAAUGGAAGUCGCUCUCAUUAUCAUUCACCAUCGCCACCACCACCACCACCACCAUCGUCGUCGUCAAAUCGAUAUCCAUCAUCACGUCAUCGUGAACGUGCUUAUUAA
Rotaria socialis is the source of this 909-nucleotide messenger RNA. The record is from the annotation of a GenBank genome assembly. Lineage: Eukaryota; Metazoa; Rotifera; Eurotatoria; Philodinida; Philodinidae.